AUGGAGAGUAACAUCCACCUGAGCAGUUUGAUCAGUCGGCAUGACGACGAAGCCACGAGAACAUCCACCUCAGAGGGGCUGGAGGAGGGGGAGGUGGAGGGGGAGACUCUGCUGAUUGUCGAAUCGGAGGACCAGGUGUCCGUGGACUUGUCUCACGACCAGAGCGGGGACUCCCUCAACAGUGACGAAGGGGAUGUGUCGUGGAUGGAGGAGCAGCUGUCCUACUUCUGUGACAAGUGCCAGAAGUGGAUCCCUGCCAGUCAGCUGAGGGAACAGCUCAGUUACCUUAAGGGCGAUAAUUUUUUUAGGUUUACUUGUUGCGAUUGCUCAGAAGAUGGCAAGGAGCAGUAUGAGAGGCUGAAGCUGACAUGGCAGCAAGUGGUCAUGCUGGCGAUGUACAACUUGUCCCUGGAAGGCAGUGGGCGUCAGGGCUAUUUCCGGUGGAAAGAAGACAUCUGCUCUUUCAUUGAGAAACACUGGACUUUUUUACUAGGGAGUAGGAAGAAGACUUCCACUUGGUGGAGCACUGUGGCGGGCUGCCUCAGCGUGGGGAGCCCCAUGUACUUCCGCUCAGGAGCUCAGGAAUUCGGAGAACCAGGAUGGUGGAAGCUCGUCCACAACAGGCCCCCAACCCUGAAACCUGAGGGAGAGAAGCUGUCUGCCUCCGCUCUGAAAGUGAAAGCAGCCUCAAAACCAACUUUAGAUCCCAUCAUUACUGUCGAGGGACUUAGAAAGCGGGCAAGUCGGAAUCCUGUGGAAUCUGCCAUGGAAUUGAAAGAGAAAAGGUCUCGCACUCAGGAAGCGAAGGACAUCCGGAGAGCCCAGAAAGAGGCAGCUGGCUUUCUUGACCGGAGCACCUCCUCGACGCCUGUGAAGUUCAUCAGCCGAGGCCGCAGGCCAGAUGUGAUUCUGGAAAAAGGAGAAGUGAUCGACUUCUCAUCCCUGAGCUCCUCCGACCGCACCCCGCUGACGAGCCCGUCUCCUUCUCCAUCUCUGGAUUUCUCUGCCCCUGGGACCCCUGCCUCUCACUCAGCCACGCCCAGCCUGCUCUCCGAAGCUGAUCUGAUUCCAGACGUGAUGCCGCCGCAAGCCUUGUUUCACGAUGACGAUGAGAUGGAAGGUGACGGUGUCAUCGACCCCGGGAUGGAGUACGUCCCGCCCCCUGCCGGCUCGGCCGCCUCGGGGCCAGGGGUCGGGGGCAGGAAGAAGGUAAGAGCCCCCGAGCAGAUCAAGCAGGAGGUGGAGAGUGAGGAGGAGAAGCCCGACAGGAUGGACAUCGACAGCGAGGACACAGACUCCAACACGUCCUUGCAAAUGAGGGCUCGAGAGAAGAGGAAGUCCACGCUGGAGAAGGACCGGAAGCCCAAAGGACCCACGUUCACUCCUGUGAGCAUCUACGAGGAGAAGCUGCUCCUCAAGCGGCUGGAAGCCUGUCCUGGAGCCGUGGCCAUGACCCCAGAGGCCCGGCGGCUGAAGCGGAAGCUGAUCGUCCGCCAGGCAAAGAGGGACCGGGGGCUGCCGCUCUUUGACCUGGAUCAGGUUGUGAAUGCUGCACUUCUGUUAGUGGACGGGAUUUAUGGGGCCAAAGAAGGAGGAGUUUCCAGGCUUCCGGCUGGACAAGCCACAUACAGGACGACCUGUCAGGACUUCAGAAUCCUCGACCGGUACCAGACUGCCUUGCCAUCCAGGAAAGGAUUUCGGCACCAGACCACGAAGUUUUUGUACCGUUUGGUGGGAUCGGAAGAUAUGGCUGUGGACCAGAGCAUUGUCAGCCCUUACACUUCUCGGAUCCUGAAGCCUUACAUCAGGCGUGAUUAUGAAACAAAGCCACCCAAACUUCAGCUGCUGUCCCAGAUUCGUUCCCACCCACACAGGAGUGACCCUCACUGGACACCGGAGCCAGACGCACCUCUUGAUUACUGCUACGUCCGGCCAAAUCACAUCCCAACGAUAAACUCCAUGUGUCAGGAGUUCUUCUGGCCUGGUGUUGACCUGUCCGAGUGCCUGCAGUACCCGGACUUCAGCGUUGUGGUCCUCUAUAAGAAAGUCAUCAUCGCCUUUGGCUUCAUGGUCCCUGAUGUGAAGUACAACGAAGCUUACAUUUCGUUUCUGUUUGUCCAUCCUGAGUGGAGACGAGCAGGGAUUGCAACUUUCAUGAUUUAUCAUCUGAUUCAGACCUGCAUGGGCAAGGAUGUAACCCUUCACGUCUCAGCAAGCAACCCUGCUAUGCUGCUCUAUCAGAAGUUUGGAUUCAAGACUGAAGAGAUUUCCAGGUCUGCUGUCCUCGAAGGCUAUGUCUACAGCCGGGACACGCCAGCUCCGGAUGUUUUGCCGUCUACCCUCGGCCCCAGUGGCUGGUUUCCCACAAGCAUGAAACUUAACAGAGAAGAGCUCUAAGCAGAGGAGAUACAGGUUCAUAUCUGGAGCUAAGAAAGCCACCUGGCAUCUGCCAGAAUGACCUUCCUCUCUGCACCCUUGAGCAGCAUUUUCCAAACCUCUGUUGAAAAUGAAGAUGGUUUAGAUCACUCAAGUCAUACAGGCCUCAGCUGCAUUGUUCAUAAACUGGAAUUAUUUCAAUAUUAAAGGCAUGUUUCUAGUUCUUAAAGUUACUAAUCCCAGGCAGGAGUAAAUUGGCACAACCAUCUUGGAAACCUGUUUGGCAUAAUUUCCUAAGGCUUAACACACCUAUAGCCUCUAAUCCAGCAAUUCCAUUCCUGUUUUUAUACUCAAGAGAAGCGAAACCCACACACCUACAGUCAAUUAAUCUUCAACAAAAGAGGCAAGAAUAUACAAUGGGAAAAAGUCUCUUCAGCAAGUGGUUCUGGGAAAGCUGGACAGCCUCAUGUAAAUCAAUGAAGCCAGAACACUCCCUCACACCAUACACAAAAAUAAACUCAAAAUAUCUUAGAGACUUAAACACAAGACAUGACACCGUAAAACUCCUAGAAGAGAUCAUAGGUAAAAUGUCUCUGACGUAAAUUGUACCAGUGAUUUCUUAGGUCAGUUUCCCAAGGCAUUAGAAGUAAAAGCAAAAAUAAACAAAUGGGACCUAAUCAAACUUCCAAACUUCUGCACAGCAAAGGAAACCAUAAGCAAAACAAAAAAAUAACUUAUGGAAUGGGAGAAAAUAUUUGCAAAUGAUGUGACCGACAAGGGAUUAAUCUCCAAAAUAUAUAAACAGCUCAUACAACUCAACAACAAAAAAACAAACAACCCAAUCUAACAAUGGGCAGAAGACCUAAAUAGACAUUUCUCCAAGCAAGAAAUACAGAUGGCCAACAGGCACAUGAAAAGAUGCUCAACAUCGCCAAUUAUUAGAGAAAUGCGGAUCAGAACUAUGAGGUACCACCUCACACCGUUCAGAAUGGCCAUUAUUAAAAAGUCUACAAAUAACAAAUGCUGGAGAGGGUGUGGAGAAAAGGGAACCCUCCUACAGUCUUUGUGGGAAUGUAAGUUGGUGCAGCCACUGUGGAAAACAGUAUGGAGGCUGCUCAGAAAACUAAAAAUAGAAUUACAAUAUGAUCCAACAAUUCCACUUCUGGGCAUAUACCCAGACAAAACUAUAAUUUAAAAAGAUACACAUACCCCUAUGUUCGUAGCAGCACCAUUCACAAUAGUCAAGACAUGGAAAUAACCUAAACGUCCAUUGACAGAUGAAUGGAUAAAGAAGAUGUGGUACAUAUAUACAAUGGACUAUUAUUCAGCCAUUAAAAGAAUGAAAUAAUGCCAUUCGUGGCAAGAUAGAUGAACCUGGAGAUUAUCAUACUAAGUGAAGUAAGUCAGACAGAGAAAGACAAAUAUCAUAUGAUAUCACUUACAUGUGGAAUCUAAAAUAUGACACAAGUGAACUUAUCUACGAAACAGAAACAGACUCACAGACAUAGAGAACAGACUUGUGGUUGCUAAGGGGGAGAGGGGUGGAGGAGGGAUGAACUGGGAGUUUGGGAUUAGCAGAUGCAAACUAUUUUAAGAGAAUGCAUAAACAACAAGGUCCUACUGUAUAGCACAGGGAACUAUAUUCAAUAUCUUAUGAUUAACCAUAAUGGAAAAGAAGAUUUAAAAAACCAUGUGUAUAUAUAUUACUGAAUCACUUUGCUCUACAGCAGAAAUUAACACAACAUUGUAAAUCAACUAUGCUUCAAUAAAAAAGAGAGCGCAAGAAGUGAGCACACAGAGCCACCAAAGUCACAGGCAGGAUCCUUCUCAGUAAUUCUCUUGGUUCCAUCCUCCAACCUAAACCAACUCAAACCUCCAUCAACAGAAGGACAGUAAAUUACGGUUUAUUCACACAACGUAAUUUUUUGUAGCAGUGCAAGUGCCUGAAAGAGACAUUCACGGUGAGAAUGAACGCAUUCCGGCUACACUCACAGCAUGAAUGGUUCCUGCAGAUGCGAUGUGAGCCCAGCGGCCAGACCCGGCAGAGUACAUGCUGCGGGGUUUCUACUAUGAACUACUUUUGUGUAUCUUCAAAAUUCUCCAUGAUAAAGGCUUCUUUUAGUUGCUCUGAAAAAAAAGUAAAGACUUGUAAAGCCGUUUAGAAAAUUUUCCAUCAAAAUUGCUAAAAUGAAGACUGGCAGUUGAAGAAGAAGAAAAAAAUGCAAGCAAGAAGUAAUGUAUUUUACAAAAAUGUUAAUCCAAAAUAUUAUUUAAGAAGUUUUUGCCGCAUGGAGGAGGAGGAGUGGAGUCAUCAAUGACCUGAUUGGGCAGCCUGGAAGGACUCCUGGACGAACACAUUCAUCCUGAGGUUUGCUGGUCACCCACUGUGGGUGGACCGCAGGGACCCGAGCUCUAGGGCAGGGGGACUGUGUGUCCCGCAUCUGCCACUCACCUGUGCCCACGCUGCUCACUCUCUCCUGGUUCUAGAUCAGCGCCCACUUCACCGUAUCAUGAGGAAUAGAAAAUCACAGACGCAGAUGUUCUCGCUUCUCGUAGGAAACGGAAAGGGGUGUGGGGGGCAGAUUUGCUUUUGGAAUGAUGCUCUGAGCAGACAGGGCGAGCAGAUGGCAACUCUUGUAGAGAAGCACAUGGAGCCCUGAGGUUGGAGUAGUUGAGAGAACGAGCUCGUCUGAUGGCUCAGAGGCAUGGCCCCCGGAGCUGGAGCCCUGAGACCUGUCUGUGGCCUGCAUCCCUGAAUUCAGUACAAUCUCAAAGAUCUGUGGUGACAGAAUUAGUAUGUGGGAAGGUUCAGAAACAUG
Hippopotamus amphibius kiboko is the source of this 5195-nucleotide messenger RNA. It is a transcript of the gene KAT14, whose product is annotated as lysine acetyltransferase 14. Gene Ontology annotation, molecular function: acyltransferase activity, transferring groups other than amino-acyl groups. The coding region runs from base 1 to 2397 and encodes 798 amino acids. Lineage: Eukaryota; Metazoa; Chordata; Mammalia; Artiodactyla; Hippopotamidae. The record is from RefSeq and is a predicted model, not a curated record. The transcript has 11 exons.